AUGGCUUGCACAGGGAAGGGCAGGGGCCUAGGCGGCCCCCCCGUGCUGGCUAGCAGCAGCAGCCGCCGCAGCAGCAGCCGCCGCAGCAGCAGCAGCAGCAGCAGCAAGCUGGCAGGCGGCGUGGGCGAAGCCUUGCUGCAGGGGAUUGUCUCUGACGAUUUGUUUUUAAAUCUUCUUUCCCACGGAGCUGCUGAGGAAGAAGAAGACUGCUCUCUGUCUCCCCCGCCCUCGCUGCACUCUUUUAUGAGCGACGAGGCGGCGCUGCUGCAGCACGACCUAGACGUCCUCACUGCAGCGCAGCAGCAGCAGCAGCAGCAGCAGCAGCAGCAGCAAGGCUUCCUCGGGCCUGCUGCAGCAGACUGCGAAGAGGCCCUCGACGUCAGCCGCGUGCGGCGACUAGUGGAGGACUACUGCGUGCGGUUCAGCUGUCUGUACACCCCAGGCCUGGCGCUGAUUGCUGCUGCAGUCAGCUGCCUCGCGGUGUUUAAAGGAGCAGCAGCAAAAAGGCGCUGCGAGCUGCUGCAUGCUGCUGUGCUGCAGUUGGCGUCUCCUGCGCUGCUGCUGCUGCUGCGGACCAAGGCAGAAGACCUGCCCCACAGCAGCAGCAGCAGCAGCAACGGCGUCGAAGCAGCAGCUGCUUCUGCCUUCGAACAGCAGCAGCAGCAGCAGCAGCAGCAGCAAGACCCGCUCGAAUACCCUCCGGUGUCUCGUGCUUUUGCUGCUGCGGUGUACAGGCAGCGCUUGCAGCAAGAACAGCAGCAACUGAAGGGACAGCAGCAGCAGCAGGAGGAGCAGCAGGAGCAGCAGGAGCAGCAGGAGCAGCAGGAGCAGCAGUUAGCAAACGGGCAGCAAGCAGCAGCUCCCGGUGCAGCAACAGCAGCAGCCUCGGCAGCAGCAGCAGCAGCAGCCCCGGGUGCGGUCCCAGCAGCAGCAGCAGCAGCAGCAACAGCAGCAGCUGGGUCCUCCCGGCGUACUUCUUGCAGCAGCAAAAGCGACGAACUAGAAGACGUGCUGCUGGAUGAUGACCCUCCCCCAGCAGCAGCAGCAGCAGCAGCAGCAGCAGCAGCACACCCCUUGGGCAGCAGCGGUGGUUCCUGCUUCUCGUCUGUAGUGGCUGCUUUGCGGUCAGAUGAGCAGCAGCUGCAGCAGCUAGAGCAGCAGCGGCAGCAGCAGCGGGCUGAGAUGGAGCUGCAACUUUGGAGUUUGCUGCAGUACCACUACCCAGCGUUGGCGGGGCAGCUGCAGCAGCAGCAGCAGCAGCAGCAGCAGCAGCGGCAGCAGGGUCUCUCGCUGCUGCCGCUGGCAGCACACUGGCUGGGCACGGGCUUCGCUGCGCGCUGCUUCAUCACCAAGGCUCCCACAGAAACAGCAGCAGCAGCAGCAGCAGCAGCAGCAGCAGCAACUGCUGCUGCUGCUGCUGCUGAAGAAGAAGAAACUCUGGAAGAGAAGCUGCAGUGUCUCGACACCUUGUGGCGCCACCUCGCCCUCAUCAAAGAACCCCACGCGGGGCUCAUGCUGGUGGUGGCUCUCAUCAUUGCUAACGGGCCUUCGCUGCGCUGCUGCUCUUCUGCUGCUGAGCUGCUGUCGUUUCUGCACUUUGGCGCAAAGCUUCGCUUCCCUGCUGCUGCUGCUGCUGCUGCUGCUGCUGCAGGCGCAGGCGCCACUGCAGCAGCAGCAGCAGCACAGCAGCCUGUGGCCGCUCCAGCGACUGCUGCUGACUCCGCUGCAGCCGAAAAGGCUGCUGCGGACGCAGCAGCAGCAGCAGCAAAGACGCCCCAGCGGGGAGCAGCAGCAGCAAGAGCCUGGUGGCAGCAGGCGGCGCUUUUAGGUGUACGUACACCUGACUGUCUUCUCAACUUCAGCCUGCAGUCUUCCAGAGGCCCCAGAGACAAAACAGAAUUUGUGCUGCUCGACUGCCGCACCUUCGAAGCUGUGCAUGCAGCACAAAGCCGCCGCAUCCGUGGGGCCAUGCCAGUGAGCGGGGACAUGCUGCUGUCCUACAGCAAGAAGCAGCAGCAGCAGCAGCAGCAGCAGCAGCAGCAGCAGCAGCAGCAGCGGCAGCAGGACGAUAGAGAGGCGCGGGAGCUCGAGGGCCUUCUCCUUUGCUGCGAAAUCGUCAGGGGGAAGGCCAUCUGCUUGUUGGGCAGCGCAGCAGACCCCAGCAGCGGCUGCGGCUCGCCAGCAGCAGCAGCAGCAGCAGCAGCAGCAGCAGAAGGGUCAGAAGGUGACCCUGCUGCUGUGCUUUCUGGGCUGCUGCUGCAGCAGUUUUUCCCGCGCGUCAGCAUUCUCAGCGAAGGCUGGGAGGGCCUGUGCAGGGCGAUGGAGGCGCAGCAGCUGUGUGAGCGCCUCCUCACAGAAGACAACGGCUUCUCGCCGGCAAAGGGCUCGGGCAGCUCAGCAGCAGCAGCAGCAGCAGCAGCGCUGCAGAACUGGAAAGACAGAGCCAGGGAGACAGCAGCAAAGCUUGUCGCCUCCUCGGCAGGCCACACGCAGCAGAUCGGCAGCACACUGACACGCUGCCCUGCAGGCCACAAAGGGCGUGUCGAUUUCGGCAGCAGCCUCCGUGGGGUGCUGCACACUGCAGCAGGUGCAGCAGCAACAGCAGCAGCUGCUGCAGCAGGAUCGCCCUCCGGGAAAGUUUCGGAGCCCGCUUUAGGCCCUGACGGCCAGCCAACCGAGCAGCAGCAGCAGCAGGAUCCAAAGCAAUUGCAGCAGGAGCAGCAGCAGCAGCAGCAGCAGCAGCAAGGCUUCAGGCGAACCAGCUCUGUGGCCAGCACCAUGACUGCAGCAUCAAGUCUUCUUUCCUCUUUGCUUAGUCGAGGAGCUUCUGGAGGUCCUGAGGCUCUCAAGGUGCCAGCAGAAGCAGCAGCAGGUGCAGCAGCAGAAGCAGCAGCAGCAGCAGAUGCAGCGGCAGAUGCAGCAGCAGGAGCAGCGGGGCCUUCUGGCAGGCAAGCGUGCAGGGCAUGGGAUAGCCCCAGCGCCAGCAGCAGCACAGCAGCAGGAACUGACCAAUCCUCACCAGCAGCAGCAGCAGCAGCAGCUGCUGCUGCUGCUGCUGCUGCUGCUGAUGGAUCCUCCCCGGGGGUGUCGCGCGGCGAGGCGCUGCAGACGCUGCUGUCACAAAAGCUGCAGCAAGCCCGGCGGUCUUCUUCGCUGAAGUUGGCAUCAAUAAGUUGUUCUUUGAAAGGACUUUCUUUAAAACAAAACCUGUCGAAGCAGCAGCAGCAGCAGCAGCAGCAGCAGGACGGCGGCGCGCUGGGGGCGCAGCAGCAAAGCGACACAGCACUCUCGUCGGACCAAGAAACUGCAGCAGCAGCAGCAGCAGACACGCCAGCUGUGCAGCAGCAGCACCAAAACCACCACGAUGAGGCUUUUGAGGGCCCCAGAACCGCUGUAGAUAUUUGCGGAUUCCCUCACCGGCAGCAGGGAGGAUUGGCUUCUUCAGUUUUCGCGAUUGGCGACAGCGACCAAGAGGAUUCACCUCGAAGUUCGGAAGGCCUGGCGCUGCCCCUAGUAGAAAGAGUGGCCCCAGAUGCUGCAGGGGGAGAUAUGCUGAAGCUGCUGCAGCGGUAUCAGUCGUUUAUCGAGGAAGUGCAAAGCCUUGAAAAGGGCUCAGUGUGCGACUUGAUGGAAAUUCAGCGGAACAUAGGCGACGUGCAACUGCUGCUUGAUGCUGGUUUGCUGCACUUGCUGCUGCAUGGAGCCCUGGCCGCUGCUGCUCGCUUCCCCGCUGCUUCUGCUGCUGCUGCUGCUGGGGUCCGUGGCAGCCGCUUCUCGAUGCUGCUCUGCUGCAGAAACCGGCGGUUCCCGUUCCUCCGUGAACGGCCCACGGCGGAGACAGCAGCAGCACGUGCUGCUGCGGUUGUUCCUGCUGCUGCUGCUGUUGCUGUAGAGAUUCCGUGGCUGCAAGAUGGCUACUGCUCGGAUUCAAUGGCGCCCUGCACAGUGAGGAGCUUCUCCUUCGAAGUUGCUGCAGCAGCGGCGGCAGACGCGGACUGCGGCGACCACUACCACCAGCAGCACCGCAGCAGCAGCAGCAGCAGCGACCCACAGCAGCAGCAGCAGCAGCAGCAGCAGCAGCAGCAGCGCCGCGUGGUGCCUCUGAUCUCCUUCGGCGAAUGCGACCUCACUUUCAACCACGUGGGCCCCCUCCACAACUCGAGGCUCAUGAGGGCCUACAGCGUUGGCUGCGGCCCGGAAGUGCAGCAGUUCCUGAGGCUGCUGAAGUACUGGGUGAAAAGGAGAGACGUAGGUGACGGGGCUAAGGGCUUCACUAACAGCUACUCCUGGCAGCUGGCAGGGGUCUAUUUCCUGCAGCGUUGUCUCUUUCAGCCGCAGCAGCAGCAGCUGGAGCUGCUGCCGGAGCAGAAGCAGCAGCAGUUGAAUUGCUCUCCCGACCAGCAAGGGACUUGGCAGCAGCUGCUCGACAUUUACUGGGCCCUGGGGGACCCCACGUGGUUGCCUCUGCUUCCGAAUUUCCAGCUGCGACUGCCGCAGCACGAGCAGGAGGAGGAGCAGCAGCAGCAGCACGCGGGGGAGCAGCAGCAGCAGCAGCAGCAGCAGCAGCAGAAACGCUGCUCCGCGUGCGGGGGCUUAGUCCCAUACCCUUUGAAUGCCCUGCCGGAGGACUCUGCGUCAGAUGUCUAUUUUUUUGACCCGGAGAGGGGACUCAACAGGCCUUUGUCUUCCACUUACGUUUCUGUGGCGCGGAGCGAUAGCAGCAACAGCAGCGACGGCAGCAGCAGCAGCAGCAGCAGCAGCGACGGCAGCAACAGCGAUAUGUGCCGGUGUGGCCCUUGGAGCGGCUGCGGCGGCUCCAAGUGGCCCGAGGACCUGGAGGGUUUGUCGACCGAGGCUUACAGCCGGCACUUGCUGAUGGCGAGCGCAGCAGCAGCAGCAGCAGCAGCAACUGCUGCAGCGUUUCGCAUGAGCGGCUACGGCCACGGCCUGGGGCAGCUGCCCUCAGCAGCAGCAGCUGCACAAACCCUCCAAAAGAUCAGGCAGGCCUCUAAGGCCAUUGUCUUUGCCCACCCGGAGCUUCCGGCCAGCCCCAACUCCCCAGAGCUGCGGAAGCAGCUUGCUGCUGUCUUGGGGGCUGUUGUGCUGCUGCAGGGCCCGAGGCCGCGGCUGCUGGAUCUGCUGCGGGCGUUUUUCAGGUUUUACACGGUGCAGUUCAACGGCGCGAGCUUCACGCUGAACAUCAAGGACUUGUCGCUGUUUCCCACUGCGAAGGCGGAGCAGUUCAGCUCGCGGCCUUUUCCCAAGUCUUCGCUGCCGUGGCCGCAGACGGCCUGGCGCGACUCCGCAGCAGCGCCUGAGGGCUCUGCAGCAGAAGACGAAAGCUUCGAGGCUUUGCUGGCCAACGGCAGAUCCGCGAGGUGGCUCGGCAGGCGCCUUUUCUUGACGAUCAUCGACCCCUUCGAGCCCCACAGAGUCCUCGGCUGCCAGGACCACACGGACUCCAUCACUGCCACAGAGCUGCUGCGGGCGCUCCUCAUCACGAGCAGCGGCAACUUGGAAGUGGAGGCAGCGGGGCGGCGGGGGCUGCCGCUGGGGGCUCUUUUUGACAGUUACACGUGGGAGCAGCAGGGCCACAGGGGCAAGGAGCAGCAGCAGCAGCAACAGGAGCAGCAGGCCACUCAGAAGGAACAGCAGUCCAAGAAAAAGGAAGGAAACCGCCACAGAAUGUACUCCAGAGAGCUGCUGCAGAGAUCCCGCCAAAUCCUCACCUACAGCCAGGGCCCCCGCCCUCGCAGCUGGUGUUGGCAGUCGCCGCCCGGCGGCUGGCAGGGCACGCUGCAGAACAUCCACAUGCUGCUGCAGCAGCAGAAGCAGCAGCAGCAGCAGCGCCUUCUGCUGCAGCAAAGAAGAAAGGCGCAAGAAGACAAACUUGCGCUUCUCAGGCAAAUGGCAAUACAGGAACGGGCACUCAGGUAG
Molecule: messenger RNA, 5937 nt
Organism: Eimeria necatrix
Lineage: Eukaryota; Apicomplexa; Conoidasida; Eucoccidiorida; Eimeriidae
Biological process (GO): regulation of transcription by RNA polymerase II
Cellular component (GO): nucleus
Molecular function (GO): transcription cis-regulatory region binding
Source: RefSeq, a predicted model, not a curated record